Messenger RNA from Biomphalaria glabrata, 2712 nucleotides. RefSeq lists its product as uncharacterized. The coding region runs from base 347 to 973 and encodes 208 amino acids. The record is from RefSeq and is a predicted model, not a curated record. Lineage: Eukaryota; Metazoa; Mollusca; Gastropoda; Planorbidae. The transcript has 6 exons.
UUCUCUCCUAGAUAAAUCAAGGCUUGUUCCGCGGUCCGUGAAAACCCUAGCUGGAUUAUGCGAGAGUGUGCUCAAGUGUGUUGUCAUCUCAUUCUGUUCACUACUGCUUCUGACCUCUAUAGAACAGGUCACACAUAAAUUCCGGCUUAGACAAUAGAUCGUCUUGUGCUGUCAAUGAUACCAAAAUAGGAAGGUUUUGAUCGAUGUGUGAUUGGAUUAAUUAAACACUUAGUUGGAAAUUAAGUCUGACACCACAUGAAAGGUCUCAAUAGUCUGGGGCUUCAACUUUUGUUACAGACAACAGAUCACUGAACUAGUUUGUACCAACAAGUAUUAACAUACAAUCAUGGGUUUGCUGGAUGGCCUGAACAUCAAUGCCGUCGUCCUGGCUCGGCUUUUAUCCUAUGCUGUCUUAGUAUUUUUUAGUUUCUUCAUAUUUGUGGGUGUGGCUGUUAUGAAAGACAAAUACAAUGGCCUUUGUGUGUUGUAUAUAUUUGGUCCAGUGUCCAACUGUAACUAUGCCAUGGCUAUCGCCAUCAUAUUCCAACUGUUUUAUGCGUUGUAUCGUAUAGUAAUUCUCUUUCUAUUCAAAAUUGGAAAAUUUACCACAGAUAUGUUUCUCUUUUCUGAUCUGAUGGAGCUUGUACAUCUUGGUAUUGACCUGGUGGCUUUAUUCCUAACUUUUAUUGCUGCUUGUAUCCUGUCUGCUGGUCAUAAUGCUAAUUGUGGAAAAUAUAAUUGUACUGAUGACAUAUGGGUGUCUCCAUCAAGAGCAGCUCAAGCAGGUGCAUGGAUAAGUACAAUUGUGUGGUUGUUGUUAUUCAUCUUAGAAUUUUUGUACAUGAUGAGACAUGGAAAAAUCCCAUUUUUACCAGGAGCUCGAGCACAGCAAUCAACAACAACCAAUCAGACUGGAGAAACACCACAAGUGGAUACUAUGCCUGCCGAUCAACACUCUGAAAUUAAAUAUUAAAGCAAUGUUUUAUGGUUUGUUUGCUAGAAUAAAUUAAAAGUUCAAUGCUUAAUUAGGUGUUCAAAAGUUAUAAAAUCUAUGUAAAUUAAUCAAUAUUUCAAAAGAUAAUGGAAAAAAAAAAGACACCAAUAGAACAUUAAUUAAAAGCUAUUAUUUUUACAUAGAUAAAAUAAUUUUUUGAAAUUAAAACAUAUUUUGUUAUACAAUAACAAAGCUCUUAAUCAUGAUAUUGUUCAUAAUUCCAUUUUUUAUAAUAAAUGCCCAUGGUCUAAAGCUUUGUAGAAUCAUUAGAAAAAUUCUAUUAAAAAAUGUUAAUAUUUUUCUAAUAGCUGUUUAACUCUCCAACCAAAAAAAUAUUUUAUCCUUAGUUUGUAGAAGUAAAAUAAUCUAUUGCAGUAAACAAAUGAGAUUCAACAACCAAAAGUCUUUAAAUAUUUUUAAAUAUUUAUUUUAAUGAUCCAAUCUGAAGUUAAUUUUUUAUUUUGCUUGCAUUAUAUGCUUUUUUUUUCAAUAAAAAAAAAUUACUAGUUGAUAGUUAUCCUUGCUAGUACUUCUAUAAGCAAAUUAAUUUUAAUCAUUAUCAACUGUCAUUUAUAUUAUCAUUGUAAUAUAAUUAUUAACAUUUAGUUAUUAAUAUGUAUGUUUAUAUACGCAAAAUGUAUAACACUUGUACAAAGUUUCAGAUAUUUUUUUUGUACAAAUUUAUUGUAAUGUAGAGAUGAGCAGAUGAUCUAUUUAAUGGUAAAUAAAUUAUAAUUAUUUUUCAAUUGCAAAUGCGAUAUAAUUUUUUUCAAGCUUUUUGGUAUGUAAAUGAAAACUGUAAUGAAUAAAAUUAAUGAAUUCCAACAUUUAAAGUUUGUUGAAAUUAUAUUUCAUGUACAUAAUCUACAAACAAACAUGUAAAAUAAAUGUUUAAAAUUAAGAUCUCAGUCAUUUAGUUUGUCAUAUGUCCAAUGUACUAUUAAAUGUAAUGAGCUCUCCAAUGAAAGAAUUAAAAAUAAAUUCUACAAUGACUUUCAUUCAAAAUAUUUGUUACUACCAGAAACCAUUUCUUUCUUUCUUUUAUUUUUUCUACUGGUAAAUCUAUAUUGUUGUGUUGUAUCAUUAAAAAGAAAAAUAUGUAAGAAAAUUUAAUAACUUUUUUUUUUACUACCAUGCUAUAGCCAAAUAUUUUGAAAUAUUUAAUAUUAAUAUUUUAAAAAUCUCAUUAAUUUAUUUCAAUGUUGUGCCUUAAAAAUAAUUUUUGCAACUACAUUUACAAAUGACAGCAAACAAUAAUUAAUGUAUCAGUGAUAAUUUCAUAUCAAUUAUUUUUACAAUGGAACUCAAAAAUUAUAUGUAAAAGUUGCUAAGGAAUUUUAAUAUUAAUCAUUUUUUUUUUAAUUAAAAAGAGAAACUCACUAAUUUAUAUUUUGUAAUGUUCCAUUACUGGAUAUUAUCUCAGCUCAGAUAUCAUCAAAUGGAAGUACUAGAAUGAAAAUCAGCCAGGAGUGUUGUUAGAACUGAAUCAUUGUAAAUGAGAUGUAAAAUAUUUCAAAUCACAUUAUUAUAAGUGCCUGCAGCUUGUCAUAGUUUUUACACCUGUUUUUUUAACUUAACUUUAUUGAAUUAGAGAGAUGCAUUUUUAAAGUACUUGUAAGGAGAUAGAUAAAUAGAAUGUAUGUAGUAAAAGAAAGUACUUAGAGACAUGCUGAGUGUACUUGAAAUAAAAAUUUAAAAAAUAAAGGCUUAAAGUUCGA